AUGUCUUCACUCAAAGUAUUAAUCUGCGGAGGUGGCUGUGCUGGACCAGCCCUAGCCUUUUGGCUCGCCCGUCUUGGUCACAGAGUAACCAUUGUCGAAAGGUUCCCAGCUCUAAGGGCAACAGGUGCUCAAAUCGACCUUCGCGAGCAGGGCAUUCAAACAGUCAAGCGCAUGGGCCUUGACGAUGCAGUUCGUUCAAAAUUGGUCGACGAAGCCGGUGUGGGAAUUGUUGAUUCGAGCGGUCGAGUCAUAGCUACUAUUCUCGCCAACAAAUCAGGCAAAGGUGCUCAAUCUGUCACAUCUGAGUAUGAAAUCAUGAGAGGCGAUCUUGUUAGGAUUCUUUAUGAUGCAACCAAGAACGACGUGGAGUACAUCUUUGGCAAAACUGUUGAAAGUUUCGAGCAGGAUGAGAAGCAAGUUCUUGCUUAUUUCUCAGAUGGUACAUCGGACACGUUCGAUUUUCUAGUUGGAGCAGACGGCCAAGGUUCAAGGAUUCGAAGAGCAAUUAACCCACCAAACACUCCAGAUCCUUAUCGACAACUUGGUCUUCACAUGGCGUACUAUUUCAUCCCACGGAUGGAGGGCGACACCAACAUUCGCAGAACAUAUUCAGCUUCAGAGGGCAGAAUGAUCUUUCGUCGAACCCACAACUCAACUGAAACACAAGUCUAUCUCAUCCUUAAAGACGACUCGCCUGAAACAUGCAGCAUUCACAAGGGCACGGUCGAGCAGCAGAAAGAAUUCUGGUCAUCGAGGUUCCGAAACGCUGGAUGGCAGAUCGACCGUUUCCUCGAGGGCAUGAAAACUACCGAAAACUUUUACUCACAAGAGGUAGUUCAAGUUCAGACUGAUACUUGGCACAAAGGCCGCGUGGUGCUCCUCGGAGACGCAGCUCACUGCCCUUCUCCCUUUAGCGGCAUGGGAACUACAGCCAGUUUCGUUGGUGCGUACGUCUUGGCAGGAGAAAUAAGUCGGAAUCCGGAUAAUUUGUCGUUGACGUUUGAAAACUACGACAAGGCGCUGCGGCCGUUCAUCGAUGAGGUGCAGAACGUCAAGCUCACUCUCAUAAAGCUGUUUAUACCUGAUACGCAGUUGGGUGUGGCCAUUCUUCAGUGGUUUGCUUGGAUUGUAUGUCUUUUGCGGGUUCCAUAUUUGGUUUCGAGGUUUUCGAGUGAGGAGAAAGGAGGAUGGCCGCUACCUGAUUAUCCUGAGCUCAGUAGAAGUAAGUGA
This is a messenger RNA of Fusarium pseudograminearum CS3096, 1230 nucleotides long. RefSeq lists its product as uncharacterized. NCBI's taxonomy places the organism in Eukaryota, Fungi, Ascomycota, Sordariomycetes, Hypocreales, Nectriaceae. The record is from RefSeq and is a predicted model, not a curated record. The transcript has a single exon. Gene Ontology annotation, molecular function: FAD binding. The coding region runs from base 1 to 1230 and encodes 409 amino acids.